AUGCUUUUCGGCAAAUUCCUUUUCGUUCUAUUCUACCUGGCCAUGGCCGCCGAGGCAGGCCCGAAAAAAAAGAAGAAGUUCCAGCCGCUCGAUCUCAACGCGCCCGAGCCCGCCGGCGAGCCAUCAACCCCUCAACCACAAGCACCACCAGCCCGCCCUGGGCAAGGUGGCGGCUCCUGGGCUCAAUUUGCGGCCAAUGCAGCUCCUAAAGCCGACGCGGCCAACGCAGCCAAAGCUGAAGCCGAGAAGAAGGCGAAGGAGGAUGCCGCCGCCGCAGCUGAAGCAAGGAUCCAUCCGAAUAUCCCCAAAAACGGCAUGACUCUUUCAGAUGGGAGUCAGGUAUCGAGAAAGCACGUCCAAGACACGUACGAUCAUGCCAAAUCGCACAUGAAUAAUCCGAUUGAACACCCUGGUCAUCCUGGUGAUCAGAACAAGGCAUAUCCACACACUGUAUCCGAGGAAAUGGGACAAGAUCUGGGAGCGCCUGCAAAUGCGCAAACGGCUAGGGCAUGGACCCAGGACGAGAUCGAAUCGGCUUCAGCCCAACAGAAAUAUACGGCGGAGGUUCACAUCCUCCAGGAGACAACUCCAUAA
Clonostachys byssicola is the source of this 594-nucleotide messenger RNA. The record is from the annotation of a GenBank genome assembly. Lineage: Eukaryota; Fungi; Ascomycota; Sordariomycetes; Hypocreales; Bionectriaceae.